UAUCACCACACGUGCUGAAAACUGACAAGAUAACAUUUCAAAGAAAAGUUUAAUAUCGAGGAGUGAAACUAAAAUAAAAAAUUUUAAAAAGAAGCAAGAAAUAAUACUAAAUGUCGAUGAUUUUGGCAAGUGUAUGGAAAUAUCGAAUAAGUCACAGAAAUUGUAUUGCCCACAUAAAACAUAUACAAAUUCAAGCAAUGUCUUCUGAUAGAAAAAGAAUUGGACAAGAGAACCAAUCAAAUAAUAAUGAAAGUGUUCUUAAAAUUACCAUUGGUGAUGUAAAAAAACUUACCAAAGCAUCAAAAACUCCAGAACUUGUCCCUAUUAAUUAUUUAAACAUGAAUUGCAACCAGGAAGCUAUGUCUCAUUUACGAUGGAUGCUUCAAAAAGACAUUCUUGGUCAAGAUAUAUUUUUGAUUGGAAAACCUGGACCUCUGAGACGCCGUUUAGCUUUAGCCUAUUUAGAACUUACUAAUAAGUCUGUUGAAUUUGUUUCUUUAUCUCAAGACACUACAGAAGCAGAUUUAAAACAACGUAGAGAAAUUAUUGGUGGUACUGCAAAGUACAUUAAUCAGAGUGCUGUUAAAGCUGCAAUUGAAGGGCGCGUAUUGAUUCUUGAUGGAAUUGAAAAGGCUGAGCGUAAUGUUUUACCGAUUUUAAAUAACCUACUAGAAAACAGAGAGAUUCAUUUAGAAGAUGGUAGAUUUUUAGUAGCUCCUAAAACAUAUGAUAAACUAUUACAAGAACAUGGUCUAGAACACAUGAUGAAAUGGAAUCUUGUCCGUGUCAGUGAAGAUUUCUUUGUGAUUGCACUAGGUUUACCUGUACCUACAUUUAAUGGCAUUCCUUUAGAUCCUCCACUGCGAUCUCGAUUCCAAGCCAGACAUAUUAUUAUACCAUCCUAUACGAACAUGCUAAACGAUUUAACUGCCGAAUAUCCAACAGCACCCAAAGACAAAUUGGAAAAAGUUCUUUCCUGUGCAUAUGCUUUAGCUUCGCCAGAAUCCAAUAAAUUAGGCUUGCACAAUUUUCCCAUCGAAAAUAUCCCUAUAAUCGCCAAAUUAAUUUUCAACAAUCCGUCUGUAUCACCAAGCAGUCUACUAAAACGACUUUACCCGUAUGAAAGUUUUAUGAACCUGGAUGGUAAACGAUCCGUGAAUAGUAUCCUUUCGUCGUUUUGCCCCGAAGAUAACGAUGAAGCAGUCAGUCAUAUUUCAUCUGUUGAAAGAUCAAAUGAUAACAGUGCCGAAGUUGUUCUUGACAAUUCUAAAUGUUUUACGGUACCAUCUGGACAGGCGUUCAUUGGCAUUAUAUUUUCAAAUUUUAUAGACACCAAUUAUCAAAACUCCAUAUUGUCUGAUAUUGCUCUCAGUCAUUCUGCAGCUGAUAUGUGUAUUAUAGGUCCUAGAGGCUGUGGUAAGACAGCCAUUAUAAAUCGGUUUGCGACAACGUUCAACUACGAUGUGGAAACCAUUUCUUUAUAUCAGGAUUUGACUGCGAGAGAUUUAAUUCAACAAAGAACUACUUUACCAAAUGGUGACACAGUUUGGAAGUUUAGUCCAUUAGUAGUUGCUGCUAUUGAGGGAAAAUUAGCUGUCCUAGAUGGCCUUCAUAGAUUGCAUUCUUCUACUUUGUCUAUUUUACAUAGACUUAUUCAAGAUCGAGAUCUUCAACUUCACGAUGGCACUAGAUUACUAAGGUCAGACAGAUAUGAUAAGCUUGCUAAGAAAUUAGGAAUAGACGUUAUGAAGAAAUCAAACAUAAUUCGUGUACAUCCUGCAUUUAGAAUUAUUGCUUUAGCAGAACCACCAGGUGGGACUAUUCCUCAAUGGAUUACUCCUGAAGUAUUAAACAUGUUUAUGUUUCAUGAAAUUAGACCGCUAUCUGCAGUUGAAGAAUUAAAGAUUGUACAAAAUCUUUACCCGAAUAGUGUAAAACCUAUGAAGAAAUUAGUUGCUGUCACUAAAAAACUACGAGAAUCGAAUGAUAUUUAUUUAAAUUCUUUAGCUCCAUCUUUGUCUACGCGACAGUUAUUACGAAUUACAAAAAGGCUUGAUAAAUAUCCAGAUUCAGAUUUUUACAAUAUUAUAAACAAGGCUUGUUUAUCACAAUUUUUACCGCAACUAACAAAACAAAUGCUUGAAAAAACAUUAUACAGUUGCAGUAUUCAACCAAUGUCUACUAAUUUAAAUGAUUCUUCAAUAAAGUGUGUAUAUGAUGAUGACAGUUUAACUAUUGGUGAUACAACUGUUCUUCGGUAUAAAACUAAUGCAUCAAGCAAAGUCCCAAAUAUUUUAUUUUAUGAUUUACCACAACAUUUAAAACAACUAGAAUUAAUGCUUCAAGAUUUUGUUUUGGGAGAACAUCUUUUGUUAGUUGGCAAUCAAGGUGUUGGUAAAAACAAAUUGGUUGACAGAUUUCUACAACUUUUAAAUAGGCCAAGAGAAUACAUUCAACUUCAUAGAGAUACAACAGUUCAAUCGUUGACUAGUCAACAAACUGUAAUUGAUGGUGUACUGCAAAUUGAGGAUUCACCCUUAGUAAAAGCUGUUAAAGCUGGUUAUGUCUUAGUUGUAGACGAAGCAGAUAAAGCACCAGCUCAUGUGACAUGUGUACUGAAAAAUCUUGUUGAAACUGGCAAUAUGAGACUAGCUGAUGGAAGAAAAAUUGUUAGUAAUACUGAUUUUCCAAAAGAUGACUCUGUUAUCAUUCUUCAUCCAGACUUUAGAAUGAUAGUCUUAGCAAAUCGACCAGGAUUUCCAUUUUUGGGAAAUAAUCUAUUUAGUACACUUGGUGAUGUUUUCAGUUGUCACGUCGUAGAAAACCCUAGUCGUGAAUCUGAAACACAGUUAUUGAAAAGUUAUGGUCCUGAUGUUUCUCUUGAAGUUAUUGACCAAGUGAUCUCUGCCUUUGGUGACUUGAGACAGUUGUUUGACAAAAAUUUAGUCUCAUAUCCAUAUUCUACUAGAGAAGCAGUUAAUAUAAUUAAACAUUUACAAUCAUAUCCCCAAGACACAUUAUUAGACGCCAUUAAAAAUGUAUUUGAUUUUGAUUGCUAUUCAAAAGAAGCACAAGAAAUAAUUACAAAUGUUCUUAAUAAACAUAAAUUACCAAUAAACCUAUCUCCUUGGGCAGGCCCAACCCCAAAAAAAAAUCUACAAAUAACUGUGGAGAAAGAAAGUGGCCUUGACGUUUCAAGUCCUAAACAUGGUAAAGUAGAUGAAAAAAAUGAACCUCAUGUAGGUGGAAAUACUUGGGCUGGUGGUACAGGUGGUCGAGAUACAGCUGGAUUAGGUGGAAAAGGAGGUCCAUACAGACUUGAUGCAAAACAUAAGGUUUUUCAGGUGUCUGAUGCAGAAAAAGAUGCUGUUCCAGAUCAUGUCAAAGAAGCUGCAAGGCAAAUGGGUCAAAAAGCAUAUAAAGAACGUCUCAAAGAAAUAGAGAUGUCUGAAUAUGAUGAUAAAGUAUACAACGAAUACUCUGUACCAGUACAAAAUCAAGUGCAAGCACUAAGAGUAAUAUUGAAUUCACUGCAAGCAAAAUCCAAAGAAAGACAAUGGGUUAAACAUCAAACAUCAGGUGAACUGGAUGAUAGUAAAUUGAUAGAAGGUGUUAUUGGAGAACGUUCAAUUUAUCGAAAGCGUAGUAAUGUGGAUCCACAAAUUGGAGCGCCUCAGCUAAAACCCAAACGUUUACGUUUCAUUGUAGAUGUUUCUGGCAGUAUGUAUAGAUUCAAUAGCUAUGAUGGCCGUUUAGACCGUGAGCUUGAAGCUGUUGUAAUGGUGAUGGAAGCACUUAGUGGUUUUGAAGACAAAAUCAGUUAUGAUAUUAUUGGGCAUUCAGGUGAGACAGAAUGUCUUAAAUUUGUUGACAAAUCAAAUCCACCCACUGACAAUAAGAGACGGUUAGAUGUAAUUAAAAAAAUGCAUGCUCAUACUCAGUUUUGUAUGGCUGGUGAUAAUACCCUUCAAUCAGUCGUAUAUGCACAAAAAACCUUGGAAGCUGAGCGUGCAGAUUUUGAUGAAGCUAUAAUUAUACUUCUCUCAGAUGCUAAUUUAUCGCGUUACAAUAUCAGGCCUGAUAGAUUAUCAGCUGCACUUAAUCUAAGUGAAGAUGUUCAAUCUUUUGCGAUUUUUAUUGGAUCUCUUGGUGACCAAGCUGACAUGUUGACAAGAAGUUUACCAGCGGGCAAAAGUUUUGUGUGUAUGGAUCUUAAACACAUCCCACAAAUCAUUCAACAAAUUUUCAUGUCUUCUAUUAUGAGUGUAUUUUAAUCAAUUAUAUGUUUUAUAAUGAUAAUUUUA
Sipha flava (yellow sugarcane aphid) is the source of this 4304-nucleotide messenger RNA. It is a transcript of the gene c12.2, whose product is annotated as von Willebrand factor A domain-containing protein 8. Gene Ontology annotation, molecular function: ATP binding; ATP hydrolysis activity. The record is from RefSeq and is a predicted model, not a curated record. Gene Ontology annotation, cellular component: cytoplasm. The coding region runs from base 111 to 4274 and encodes 1387 amino acids. The transcript has 22 exons. NCBI's taxonomy places the organism in Eukaryota, Metazoa, Arthropoda, Insecta, Hemiptera, Aphididae.